AUGCCGAAUAAAGUUAAAAAUGAAGACUUCAAUAAAAAUAUCAGAAAUCACAUCAGAGUGACGACAAAGAAAAGUGGCUUUAUGGCUGAGAAGCGUGAGGGAAGACAGUGGAAUAUACAUUUUCCGAAGUACAGUAAAAUAAAAGCAAGCCAAUCCAUUCAGUGCAGAAAGUAUUUCAGAAAUAGAUCACAGCUUCUUGUGUGUCAAAGAAUAAAGAGACAGGGGGAACCUGAAUACUCAGAGACCAGACAUAAAUUCAUUCUCAAUAGUAAUAUUAAACAGCAUCAGAAAACCCACACAGGGGAGAAACCUUUUGAAUGUUCAGUGUGUGGAAAGAGAUUCAGUCAGAGUAGCCAUCUUCAAGAGCAUCAGAGAACCCACACAGGAGAGAAGCCUUUUGAAUGCUCAGAGUGUGGAAAGAGAUUCAGUCAUAAUGGCAAUCUUAAAAACCAUAAGAGAAUCCACACAGGAGAGAAGCCUUUUGAAUGCUCAGUGUGUGGAAAGAGAUUCAGUCGGAGUGGCAAUCUUCAAACGCAUCAGAAAACCCACACAGGUGAGAAGCCUUUUGAAUGCUCAGAGUGUGGAAAGAGAUUCAGUCGGAGUGGAAGUCUUCAAGAACAUCAGAGAACCCACACAGGGGAGAAGCCUUUUGAAUGCUUGGAGUGUGGUAAGAGAUGUAGUACGAGUGGCAGUCUUCAAAGGCAUCAGAGAACCCACACAGGUGAGAAGCCUUUUGAAUGCUCGGAGUGUGGAAAGAGAUUCAGUCAAAGUGACAGUCUUCAACAGCAUCAGAGAAUCCACACAGGAGAGAAGCCUUUUGAAUGCUCGGAGUGUGGAAAGAGAUUCAGUCAGAGUGGCAGUCUUCAACAGCAUCGGAGAACCCACACAGGGGAGAAGCCUUUUGAAUGCUCAGUGUGUGGAAAGAGAUUCAGUAACAAUGGCAGUCUUCAAAGGCAUCAGAGAACACACACAGGGGAGAAGCCUUUUGAAUUUUCCGAGUUGUGUGGAAAGAGAUUCAGUCACAAUGGCAGUCUUCAAAAGCAUCAGAGAAUCCACACAGGAGAAAAGCCUUUUGAAUGCUCAGUGUGUGGAAAGAGAUUCAGUGAGAGUGGCCAUCUUCAAAGGCAUCAGAGAACCCACACAGGAGAGAAGCCUUUUGAAUGCUCAGUGUGUGGAAAGAGAUUCAUUAUGAGUGAUCAUCUUCAAAAGCACCAGAGAACCCACACCGGGGAGAAGCCUUUUGUAUGCUCAGUGUGUGGAAAGAGAUUCAGUGAGAGUGGCCAUCUUCAAAAGCACCAGAGAACCCGCACAGGAGAGAAGCCUUUUGAAUGCUCAGUGUGUGGAAAGAGAUUCAGUCACAAUGGCAGUCUUCAAAUGCAUCAGAGAACCCACACAGGAGAAAUUCCUUUUGAAUGCUCAGUGUGUGGAAAGAGAUUCAGUAACAAUGGCAGUCUUCAAAGGCAUCAGAGAACACACACAGGGGAGAAGCCUUUUGAAUGUUCCGAGUGUGGAUAG
This is a messenger RNA of Heteronotia binoei (common prickly gecko), 1515 nucleotides long. RefSeq names its product zinc finger protein OZF-like. The coding region runs from base 1 to 1515 and encodes 504 amino acids. The transcript has 2 exons. NCBI's taxonomy places the organism in Eukaryota, Metazoa, Chordata, Lepidosauria, Squamata, Gekkonidae. The record is from RefSeq and is a predicted model, not a curated record.